AGUCCCAGAGUGGAGAGACCCAGUCCAACCACCCCGAUCCUUCCUCUUUCCUUACCAGGCUGCUGCUCCAGCUGCCACCGGCAGAGAGAGGAAUCAUCGCUGCGUUUGCUCCACUGAUGCUUCGUCUCUCAAGUCGAGGCGACGGGCAGAUCCAGAGACGGCGGCGAGGAGGUUGAGGAUUCCCCAUUCCGCAAUAAGAAGAAGAAGAAGACAUGGGGAAGAGGGCCAAGUGGUUCGGUGUCGUGAAGAAGGUCUUCGGCCACAAAUCGAAGGAGAAGAGAGAAAAAUUGAAAAAGAAAUUGGGACCCGGAACAUCCCAACUCCGGGAUGUAUCUGGUGCUGGGAUUGUAGAGGUUGCUGGUCGAGAGGUAGUUCCUUCGUUGCUGCCUCAUUCAGAUGAGGAUAAGGUGGUGGAGGUUGAGAUUGAGGAAAGCAACUAUGCUAACUCUGUGCCACUCACUGCUCUUGAUCCUCCAGAACCUGCAGUUACCUCCGCAAGGGAUGUCACCCACGUCACAGCUUCAACAAAGUUCCCUGGCAAGACGAGAGAAGAGAUUGCUGCAGUCAAGAUCCAGACUGCUUUCCGGGGUCACCUGGCAAGGAGAGCUUUACGAGCCUUGAAAGGAUUGGUUAGGCUUAAGUCACUGAUUGAUGGUAACUCUGUUAAGCGCCAAGCAACAACCACAUUAAAGUGCAUGCAAACACUAGCUAGGGUCCAAUCACAGAUUCGGGCAAGGAGAAUUAGGAUUCUUGAUGAAAACCAGGCACUUCAGAGGCAAAUGCUGCUUAAACAUGAAAGAGAGUUUGAAAGUUUGAAGAUGGGAGAAGAAUGGGACCACAGUUUGCAAACAAAGGAGCAAAUUGAAGCAAGCGUAUUGAGCAAGCAAGAAGCGGCAUUAAGAAGAGAAAGAGCACUUGCGUAUGCAUUUUCUCAUCAGUGGAAGAGCUCCUCAAAAUCUGUGAACCCGAUGUUUAUGGAUCCCAACAAUCUACAAUGGGGUUGGAGCUGGUUGGAGCGCUGGAUGGAAGCAAGGUCAUGUGAGACUAAUCGCAAAUCUGAAAGAGAACUACCGGACGACCAUGCAUCUGUAAAGAGCAGCAUUCGGAGUGAUGGAGGUGGAGAGAUCUUGAGAGCUUAUGCUAAUAGGAAUACAAAUUCAGAUAAAUCGUCCCCAGCAACAGUUCAGAAAUCAAAUCAACCUGCAAGCCACCAGUCCCUGGCAACGCCACCAGUUAGGCCCCCUUGGUCACUGGGGAAGAGUAAAUCUGCUAGCCCAAAACCGGUUUGGAUCUCAAUGGAAGAUGACUCGAGGAGCAUGAUCAGCAUGCAGUCUGAGAAGUCACGAAGGCACAGUUUGGCAGCUGCAGCAGUGAGGGAUGAUGAGAGCCUCUUUGGUUCAACAUCCGUGCCAAGCUACAUGGCACCGACAGAGUCUGCAAGAGCAAAGUCUCGCUUCCAAUGCCUUUCAAACGACAACAUUGAGUCUGCUGAUAUGUCGUCUGCCAAGAAGAGAUUGUCAUUCCCCACAGGUGAAAAUUUUGCUCCAACAUCUCCUGCUGUCAUGAGAAGAAACUCAGGUCCUCCCAAGGUGGGCAUGGCAUCAAUGAAGGAUGUAGAGAUCCAGUCUUGAUCAUUAUAAAACUCCAAAGGUAAAGCAGGCAACUCCAUUGAAGCUUAACAUGAUAUCUAUGAUGAUGAAAUAUAAAUGGAGAAUCGAUGUGAUUUGUCAAUUUAAUUAUCUGCUACUUCCAUUUCUUUUAAGACCUCUCAGUGGGUGAUAAACAAAUUGAUGGAUUGAUUUGUUUACAAGAAUUCUUUCUUUUCAUGACUCUAAGCUUCCUUGUAGUUUCCUUAUUUUAGAAAUAGGGAUAUGUAAGUGCACUUUCUCUGUAUAUUCUCAACUUUUUUUUUAUUUAUUUAUCAUGAAAAGAUCA
This is a messenger RNA of Zingiber officinale, 1935 nucleotides long. Its product is annotated as protein IQ-DOMAIN 2-like. Lineage: Eukaryota; Viridiplantae; Streptophyta; Magnoliopsida; Zingiberales; Zingiberaceae. Gene Ontology annotation, molecular function: protein binding. The transcript is spliced from 6 exons. The record is from RefSeq and is a predicted model, not a curated record. Bases 213 to 1631 code for a protein of 472 amino acids.